Messenger RNA from Mytilinidion resinicola, 1182 nucleotides. RefSeq lists its product as uncharacterized. Lineage: Eukaryota; Fungi; Ascomycota; Dothideomycetes; Mytilinidiales; Mytilinidiaceae. The transcript has 3 exons. Gene Ontology annotation, biological process: regulation of transcription by RNA polymerase II. Bases 1 to 1182 code for a protein of 393 amino acids. Gene Ontology annotation, molecular function: DNA-binding transcription activator activity, RNA polymerase II-specific; zinc ion binding. The record is from RefSeq and is a predicted model, not a curated record.
AUGUCUGCUAAACGGAAGCGAAGGCCCUACAGCAAAUCGCGCUUCGGCUGCCGAAACUGCAAGCUCCGGAGGGUGAAGUGUGACGAGGCCAGGCCCCAGUGUCAGAGAUGCAAGGAUUACGGCGUAUUGUGCAAUUUUGUGGCAGGGGCUUCAGACCUCCAGAAUUUGGCAACAGGACUCCAAUGCCGGAGAUCUGAAACGGCGAAUCGGCUGAGCUUAAAAAGCCCCCUUCCUCCGCCGUUAAGCCUGCCCGUUGUCUGUUCCGAUGGUGUUGCUAGCUUCGAGAUGCACGCGCAAUGCAUGGCUAGGUUGGAGCGAUUUCGGAUGCGUACCCUCCACUCAUUCAGCACCGAAAUGAUGAAGAUCUGGCAGCAUCAAAUCCCGUAUAUUGCCUUCAGGAAUCCGUAUUUGAUGCAUACCAUGCUUGCGGUAUCAGCGGCGCACGAGCGCUACCAACAUAUGCCCACAAGCACCCACCGGACGAGAACCGAGACACACCACUCUUUUCAUGGCGUUCUUCUUUUCAAUCAGAAGCUUUCCCAACCCAUCGACUUGUCAGAUCGAGACCCUCUGUGGGCCACAGCAGCACUGCUAGGCAUAAUGACUAUUGCUUCCUUUGACGCAGCUACCCCACAAGAAGCCUGGCCACUUCGACCAUCGAAUCCGUCGGAUCUAGAGUGGUUUCGGUUGAGCGACGCGAAAUGGACCAUAUGGAAUCUGACCAAUCCCUUGCGGCCUGGGGGUAUUUUCCGGGCCAUGGCCCACGAGUAUGCUCAGAUGCAUUUCGAAUUGCCUCCUGUCGGCGCGGAAAGUAUUCCCCCGGCCCUGGCCGAGGUAUGCAACAUGAGCGCUUCAAGCAACGAAGAGAACAACCCAUACUUCGUAGCAGCUCAUGUUCUCGCUCGGCUACAGAGGCUCUCAGACAGCGGGUCCGCAGACAUUCGAAUGGUGAUCUUCAUGUGUCAAACACAGCCGACGUUCCAGAAUCUAUUACGAGAGAAGGACCCUGUGGCUCUUUUAUUGCUGUCGCUAUGGUAUGUGCGGACUGGUAGCGUGUUGUGGUGGAUUGAGAAACGUUCUCGCAUGGAGAACCAAGCCAUCCGUCUGUACCUCGAGCGAUUCCACCGCGGCAACGGCAGUAUUCAUCAAUUGCUACCUUCGUUACCAGAGCACGUCACGUGA